AUGGACUCGUCACCCACUCCUCGAGCACACACACGCUUGCCCUCAGUGGCUGGCGUGAAGCGGUCAGCGUCCUUGUUGCCUCCUUUCGAACCGUCAUCCUCACCCGGCCUCCCUCGACCUGUCAAGCGUUUCGCCCACGAUGGCAAGGAUGGGGUCUCAAAGUAUCCCACUCCAGUGCCGACGUCAUCCGCCGCUGUGCCUGCUUCGUCUCCUCCGCGCGCUCGACGUGGCCUGAAGCGAACGUAUUCCAUAGCCGAAAGAGCACCUUUGUCCACGCUUCCAGUCAUUAUGCUCAGUGGAGAUGGAGAGGUUGUCACAAUGGGGAGAUCAAGCACCUCUUGCAAUUACCAACUCUCCACUAAUCGCCUUGUGUCAAGAUGCCAUGUGCAAGCCGUGUAUAUAGAGGCUAAACUCCCAUUUAUACCAGACGCGGUGGAGGUCUUGUGCACCGGCUGGAAUGGGCUUAAGCUGUACUGUGGGGGCAAAACGUACACGUUGAAAAAGGGACAAAGAUUCGUCACGGAAACUCGAGACGCUGACAUCUUGAUUGAUGUGCAUGAUUCACGCGUACUUGUCCAGUGGCCCCGCCUGCCAAUAAAGGAUUCGACGUCCACGCACUCGGAUCAAACAUGGGAGGACGACUCACCCACUAAGAAUCUUCAAGCCGAACCACACAUGGGUCAGGCCACGAGUCCGUCUAAGAGUAACCAAGGCCUAGCAUCACCGAUCUCCCCAUCACCUGUCGUUCAAGGCUUAAGUGACUUGAUCACACCCGUGACGCCGUCCCGUUCCUUGCCUAACGAAGUCGUCGUGUACGAAGAUGAACCGUCUCCAGUAGCUCGACGAAGCUCCGCUGAAAACUCUACGUUUGAGAAAAAGCAGCUAGCUUCCCAGCCCCUAGGGAAUGCUCAGCGAAAUUCCCUCUCCGGUUCUCUUUCAAAAUCAGAAGAUUUGUCCGAGCAUGACGAGGAAAACGAUCCGAUCGUUUUUUCUUUCGGCCCCUUUGGUGCGAAUAUCCUCCCAAGAAUGGCCUCCUUCCACACUGGCGAGUCUCCGGGCAAAUCAACGGAGAAGCCGAAAACCCCGAACGCGCUGAGCUCGCCAAAGAAGAACCCAGAACUUGACUCUAUCAAAGACAUUGUCCAAAACCAUGUUAUCAACCAACUAGCAUUUUCGCGUUUAUCUUCAACCCCUCUCUCAGUCAUUAUCAAGAACCUCCCGGCCGACGUUGUUGGGAAGCUUCCUGCAGAACACUCCCAUUUCCAAAUUUCGCAGGUUACGUCUGUUGUCGAAAACACUCCGUGUAUUGGAAAGGUCAGUAGGGAAGGCAAAGAUGCCGCCGGAAAGGCGCUAGAAAGCGAGUACUAUUACAUUCCAGAUGGGGAUCAGGAUGAACAGCGACGUGAAGCGGUAGUGAAUGGUCUGAGGAAGCCCGGUUUGAGAAACUGCCGGAAACAACAUAAGCAAUAUUACUGGCGAAAGCCUAAAACACCAUAG
Ophidiomyces ophidiicola is the source of this 1497-nucleotide messenger RNA. It is a transcript of the gene TOS4, whose product is annotated as target of SBF. The record is from RefSeq and is a predicted model, not a curated record. Gene Ontology annotation, molecular function: protein binding. NCBI's taxonomy places the organism in Eukaryota, Fungi, Ascomycota, Eurotiomycetes, Onygenales, Onygenaceae. The transcript is spliced from 2 exons. The coding region runs from base 1 to 1497 and encodes 498 amino acids.